ACAACAUCUCUCACCAACUUGUCCCUUGAACUCCAAAACUUGUGUAUAACUUCAGGAUGUGUGAAAAGAGCAGUAUCAACAAGCAGCGUUGGUGGAAGGAGGCAAUUGUCUAUCAGGUGUACCCUGCUUCGUUCCUCGAUUCGGGAGCGGGCAACAAGCCUGGUUGGGGUGAUAUUCCUGGUAUCACGUCGAAACUUGAUUACCUCAAGCAUCUGGGUGUCGAUGUGCUAUGGCUUUCGCCUAUUUACAAGAGCCCCCAGGCUGAUAUGGGAUAUGAUAUCGCCGACUACAAAGACAUUGACCCCGUAUACGGUAGUCUUGAGGAUGUCGACCACUUGAUCAGCGAGCUCAAGAAGAGAGAUAUGAGAUUGAUGAUGGAUCUUGUUGUCAACCAUACCUCAGACCAGCACGCCUGGUUCUUGGACUCUCGCUCUUCGAAGCAAGCUAGCAAGCGCGACUGGUACAUCUGGAAGCCUGCCAAGUAUGACAAAGAUGGCAACCGCCAACCACCCAACAACUGGUCCAUGAUUCUUGGCGAGGAGAACAGCGCCUGGACUUACGACGAAAAGACUGACGAGUACUAUCUCUCUCUUUUCACCGCUGAACAGCCAGAUCUGAAUUGGGAGAACCCUGACGUUCGUGAAGCAGUUCACGAUGUGCUGCGCUUCUGGCUGGACCGUGGAUGCUCAGGCUUCCGCAUGGAUGUCAUCAACCACAUUUCCAAAGUUCAGACCUUCCCCGACGCAGAUGUCAUUGCCCCUGAUCACAAGUAUCAGCCUGGUUUCAAGUACUACUGCAAUGGACCUCGCUUGCACGAGUGGCUCAAAACUAUGAGAGCAGAGGUUCUCGACAAGUACGACACCAUCACUGUUGGCGAGAUGCCUUUCGUCAGAGAUGAGAGUGAGAUUCUCAAGAUUGUCCGCGAGGAUGAGAAGGAGUUGAACAUGAUCUUCAUCUUCGAGCAGGUCGAUAUUGACAAUGAACCUGGCAAAUACAGAAUGACUCUGCGCGACUGGGACGCCGAUGAGAUUCGCAAGAUCUUCAGUCACUGGCAGCGUCUGAUGAUUGACAAGGACGGAUGGAACAGUUUGUUUGUUGAGAACCACGACAACCCUCGUUCCGUGUCGAGGUACUGCAACGACAGCGAUGAAUUCCGUGAGUUGAGUGCCAAGCUACUCUGUCUCAUGAUGACCACACUUGCUGGUACGCUUUACGUGUAUCAAGGCCAAGAGCUUGGUAUGCGUAAUGUACCACCAGAGUGGUCGGCUGAGGAGUACAAGGACGUCGAAUCCAUCAACUACUGGAAGAAGAUGAACAACAUGUAUCCCAACGACAAGGAGAAGAUCGACUUUGCACACCAUUUGCUGCAAAGAAAGGCUCGUGAUCAUUCACGUACACCUGUGCAGUGGACCGCCGAAGCUCACGCCGGCUUCUGCAAGGAGGACGUAACACCUUGGAUGCGUGUCAACGACGACUACAAGACGGUCAAUGCCGAGGCACAGCGCAACCAGAACGAUCCCGACAAGCUUUCUGUGUUGCAAUUCUGGAAGCGCGGUCUCGCCAACAGGAAGGAACACAAGGACGUUUUCGUCUAUGGCGACUUCCAAGUUCUCGACGAGAAUGACAAGAAGGUGUUUGCGUACAAGAGAGCAAGCGAGACCGAGGCGUUCGUUCUUGCCUUGAACUUCUCCAAGGAUGAAGUCAAGUGGGAGAUUCCUGAGGCUGCCAAGGUGAAGAAGUGGGUUGCUGGAAACUACACUGCAGGCCAGCCAGACAAGCCCACGAGCGGCACCAUCACACUUAAGCCGUAUGAGGGCUUGUUGGCCACUUCAGAGAUCUAGGAUAUUCGUAAAAUGUAGAUAGAUUGCACAGAAACAAUGAUACAGAUGAACAAGUCAAGCAGU
This is a messenger RNA of Aureobasidium pullulans EXF-150, 1904 nucleotides long. Its product is annotated as glycoside hydrolase. Lineage: Eukaryota; Fungi; Ascomycota; Dothideomycetes; Dothideales; Saccotheciaceae. The transcript has 4 exons. Gene Ontology annotation, molecular function: alpha-amylase activity. Gene Ontology annotation, biological process: oligosaccharide catabolic process. The record is from RefSeq and is a predicted model, not a curated record. Bases 57 to 1841 code for a protein of 594 amino acids.